Miscanthus lutarioriparius is the source of this 525-nucleotide messenger RNA. The record is from the annotation of a GenBank genome assembly. Lineage: Eukaryota; Viridiplantae; Streptophyta; Magnoliopsida; Poales; Poaceae.
AUGGCCGCGGCGGCGAUGGGCCUGGUGCGUGAGCUCCUGCGGCGGCAGGGAAUCACGGGCACCCGCCGGCACUGCGGCACGGCCGUGGGCGUGGCGGCGGGAUUCCUGAGCGCCGCGACCGUCGCGUCGGCGUCCGACGGCGGCGGCGCCUGCCCGGCCUACCCGUGGUCACCACAGGACGGGGCGCGGGGCGGGCACAAGGUGUUCAUGCAGCACGACUGCGCGGCGUGCCACUCCGGCCUGCCGUACGCCGGCCUCGCCGACGAGGCCCUGGCGGCCGGAGGCGAGGUGGAAGCCAAGGCGGCCGAGAUCGUCGUCGUCCACGAGCACGAGGAGGCGGCGCCGGCGCCGACGCUCCACGGCGGCGCCUGCCCGCCGGACCUCUCCGUCAUCACCAAAAUGCUGGAAGGGCUGCGCCGCGGCAACCUGUACAACGCCGACGAGAUCAAGAAGCGGGUGGCGCUGCCUUCUCCUGUCUGGCUGCAGUUUCUUCAGCCGUACAUGAGGAUUCCCCAGGCAGCCUGA